Aspergillus bombycis is the source of this 1329-nucleotide messenger RNA. RefSeq names its product putative salicylate hydroxylase. Gene Ontology annotation, molecular function: FAD binding; monooxygenase activity. Lineage: Eukaryota; Fungi; Ascomycota; Eurotiomycetes; Eurotiales; Aspergillaceae. Bases 1 to 1329 code for a protein of 442 amino acids. The record is from RefSeq and is a predicted model, not a curated record. The transcript has 7 exons. Gene Ontology annotation, biological process: secondary metabolite biosynthetic process.
AUGAGCACAACGUAUCCUAGCAACUGCCUACACUUUCUCAACACAUCGAGGGAAGAGAACGCCACUGCUCAAAGCACAACUAGCUUGAACAUUAUCGUUGUAGGUGCGGGUCUCGGUGGCCUAGCAACGGCCAUAGCCCUCGCAACAUAUGGACAUAAAGUGACGAUCUACGAGCAAGCACCAGAGCUUGGAGAGGUCGGUGCGGGAAUCCAGAUCCCUUCUAACUCGGCCCGUCUGCUUCUGAAGCUAGGAGUGGGGCCGUACCUGGCGAAAUGCGCAUCUGAGCCAGAGAGCAUAUCGUUCCGCCGCUGGGAGAGCGGCGGGAUCAUUGGUUUCACUAAGCUGAAGCCUGAUUUCCGAGAAAACUUUAGUGCACCGUACUACGUCGUUCACCGUGCCGAUUUUCAUUCUGCGCUAGUUCAGCGCGCGGUCGAGCUGGGUGUCUCCCUGAAACUCGGCGAAAAGGUCGGUGAGUAUGAACCGUUGAAGCCGGGUAUCCGCCUUGAGCGGGGGGUCUUCGUCACAGCGGACCUUGUGGUGGCGGCCGAUGGAAUCAAGUCUAUUGCUAGACCGUUGCUGGACGAUCACUUGGACAUGCCGCCUACAAAUUUGGGUUUUGCUGCUUACCGCGCGACAGUAGAUGUCGGCCUUCUCAGACAGGAUCCCGAUACAGCGUGGAUACUUGAGAAGCCAGCUCUAAAUAUAUGGAUUGGCGACAAACGACACGUCAUGACAUACACAAUUGGAGCAGGCAAGUCAUUCAAUAUGGUCCUCUCUCAUUGGGACCCAAGUGAUCCAACAACCUGGGACCAGAGUUCUGCGUUGCAGGAUAUGCGACGUGAGUUUACGGGAUGGGAUCCACGUUUAACGAAGAUUAUCGAACUCAUUACGAAGACGGCCAAGUGGCCGCUGGUGAGUAGCACUCCCCUCUCCCGUUGGACCUUAGGCAAGGUCGUCCUCCUAGGAGAUGCCGCCCAUGCAAUGCUCCCGUAUAUGUCGCAAGGUGCUGCCAUGGCCGUGGAGGACGGUGUAGCUCUCGCGCGAGCCUUGUCGAGGAUUUCACCCGGCACCACCAUUGAUGACGCCCUUGCGGUGUUUGAGAGAGUUCGCGCAAAAAGGACACGCCUGAUGCAAGACGCGAGUCUGCUUAAUGGACAGCUAUGGCACUUCCCGGAUGGGCCCCUCCAGCAAGCUCGCGAUGAGGCGAUGAAGCCGGAGACACAGGGGCGACCCCUUUCCCACAGUCCGAAUCAGUGGAGCGAUCCGGCGACGCAGAUGUGGGCCUACGGGUAUGAUGCCGAAAAGGCGAUAGACGAGGCGUUUGUGUAA